This is a messenger RNA of Mytilinidion resinicola, 2055 nucleotides long. RefSeq names its product acyl-CoA dehydrogenase/oxidase C-terminal. NCBI's taxonomy places the organism in Eukaryota, Fungi, Ascomycota, Dothideomycetes, Mytilinidiales, Mytilinidiaceae. The transcript has 2 exons. Bases 1 to 1953 code for a protein of 650 amino acids. Gene Ontology annotation, molecular function: oxidoreductase activity, acting on the CH-CH group of donors. The record is from RefSeq and is a predicted model, not a curated record.
AUGGCUAAAACCACUUCAACACUGACACCGCAACCUUUCAAGAACGAGCCAGCAACACAUGCUACAGCGCCCUCUAGUGCGACUGAUGGCUUCUUCCAAACACCUCCGAGGCUAGAGAACCCAUUCCUCGAGGAUGAGGCAUACAAGCGGCUCUUCUCUUUCUAUCUCCCCAAGCCCCUCCAGACUUCCCUAAGUACGCCUAUAGCCCGAUUUGGUGCACUCACUCUUGCACCAUCUACCCUCUCCCACGUGCACAAUGCCGAGUCCAACCCCCCGCGUUUGGUGUCCCAUACCCCGUUUGGCGAGCCAUCCAACACCCUCAUCACGAGCCCCGGAUGGCAAGCUCUGCAGUCCCUCGGCCUAUCCGAGGGCAUAGUCGCCAUAGCCUACGAGCAUGAGCAGGGUGCAUACUCCCGCCCGCAUCAAUACUUAAAGUACAUCCUCUGGCAGCCCAGCUCCGCCGGGGUGACAUGCCCAAGCGCUAUGCAAGACGGGGCAGCGCGAUUGCUCUCUCUACACCUUGCCAGCAAAGAUGUUGAGAGGAGCGAGACUGAGCGACGAGUCUUCGAGCGCGCGUACAAGCAUUUGACAGCCAGAGACGCGGAGGCAUGGACGAGCGGGCAGUGGAUGACUGAACGUCAAGGCGGGAGCGACGUACGGAAUACGGAGACUUUAGCUACCUACGCGCCUACUUUCUCCCCUGAAGAAAGCACCGUAGACACCGACGGUCUGCCUCUAGGCCCCUGGAGCAUCAGCGGCUUCAAAUGGUUCUCCUCCGCCACAGAAUCCAACAUGACCAUUCUGCUCGCCAAAACGCCCUCCGGAGCUCUCUCCGCCUUCUACGCCCCUACGCGCCGUCAAGCAAAAGCCGCCUCAACCAGAGAACACGCCCCGAAAACCGAACUCAACGGCAUCACCAUCCACGCCCUGAAAUCCAAACUCGGCACCCGCCCCCUCCCCACCGCGGAACUCGAGCUCAACAACACCCGCGCCUACCUCCUCGGCGCGCCCGGCACCGGCAUCAAAACCAUCGCCACCAUCCUCAACAUCACGCGCGUGCACAACUCCAUCAGCGCCCUCGGCCUCUGGGCGCGCGGCCUCGCCAUCUCGCGCGGCUACGCCCGCGUGCGGCGCGUCGCCGGCACCCUCCUCGCCGCGACCCCGUCCCACGUCGCGGAGCUCGCGCACCAGCACACCGAGUUCCGCGGCCUGGCGCACCUCGGCUUCUUCUGCGUCGCGCUGCUGGGGAUCGCCGAGGCCGCGGCGCCGGGCUACUGUCCCUCCCCUCCUCCUCCCGCGGACCCAGCGACCUCCGCAGCGGCGGCGGCGGAGCGGCUGGGCGUGGCGGUGGAGCAGGCACCGCUCCUGCUGCGCCUGCUCACGCCGGUCGCGAAGGCGCUGACGGCGCGCGCGGCGAUUGCGGGGCUAGCCGAGGGCAUGGAGAGUCUCGGGGGUGUGGGGUAUUUGGAGAAUGAGGACGUGGGGGUGAAUGUGGCGCGGCUGUUUCGGGAUGCGAAUGUGUUGAGUAUCUGGGAGGGGACGACGAAUGUCAUGGCGGAGGAUUGCGUGAGGGUGCUGAAGGGGAGAGGGGGGGCGGGGGCGGUGGAGGCUGUGAGUGAGUGGGUGGGCGGGAGAGUGGAGUUGUGGGAGGGGAGGGGAGGGGAAAGCGUGGUACGGGUGUGGGAGGGGUUUAAGAAGAUAGUGGAGGAGACGAGCGUGGAGGAGCUAAAGGUGAGCGGGAGGGAGGUUCUGGCGACGUUGGCGUGGGUUGUGGUUGCUGUUUUGCUCGGGGAGGAUGCCAGGAGGGAUGGGGAUGCGGUUACGGGGGAGGUAGCGAGGAGGUGGAUGGCUAGGAGGAUUGGAGUAGAGAAGAAAGAUUGGAGGGAGGCCGUAGAGUGGGAUCGGAAGAUCGUGUUUGGCGAGGAGAAGGUGGGAGAUAGGGCGAGAUUGUAACGCAGUCAAAGCCCCCUUGAAGUCCUACAUAUACCGUCUACAAUGCUAGAAGGAUCAAUAGCGCAUGCCUAAUCCAUAUGAGCAAUCGAGUCUUGAUGAACG